CUCAAGAAAAUGGCUCGCAGCAACCUCCGUGUCGGCUUGAACAAGGGCCACCCCACGACUCCCCUCGAGAAGAGGGCCAAGCCCUCCCACCGCAAGGGCAUUCAGUCUGUGAGGACGAAGCUCGUCCGCUCUGUUGUCCGGGAAGUCGCCGGAUUUGCGGCGUAUGAGCGUCGGGUUAUGGAACUAUUGAGGAACUCUAAAGAUAAAAAGGCUAGGAAGCUGGCCAAGAAACGGUUGGGCACCCUUCUGCGCUCAAAGCGCAAGCUCGAAGAGCUCGGCACCAUUAUUACGGAGAGUCGCAGGACCGGACACUAAACAAAGCAUCCUCUCUGCUCCUCUCGGUGUGGACGGUUGGGUCCUUCGGCUUCAUGGCUGCGCUCUCAUUGUAUCUAUGCGUUCUCUCCAUAUCCAAAUUUGGUGCCAUCUAUCACCGCACAACCGAACGCGGGGCUCCAGUGUAUUGCGAGUAUUAUUGGGAGAUGUAUAGGGAUUCCAUCGAUGGCACGCGGUGGAGGUGUCAACAUUAGCACAGGGCUCUGCGGGACGAGGUAGCGGAUAUGUCUAUCAGGAAUGACUCGCCCGGCGCAUGGCUGUAGCAACGUCGCUACCGUUUCUGACUCUGAAUGAUAGAUGGCUCC
Molecule: messenger RNA, 638 nt
Organism: Phanerochaete carnosa HHB-10118-sp
Lineage: Eukaryota; Fungi; Basidiomycota; Agaricomycetes; Polyporales; Phanerochaetaceae
Exons: 4
Coding region: 10-315 (101 amino acids)
Biological process (GO): cytoplasmic translation
Cellular component (GO): cytosolic large ribosomal subunit; ribosome
Molecular function (GO): structural constituent of ribosome
Source: RefSeq, a predicted model, not a curated record